Pimephales promelas (fathead minnow) is the source of this 2888-nucleotide messenger RNA. It is a transcript of the gene xkr9, whose product is annotated as XK related 9. Gene Ontology annotation, cellular component: membrane. The record is from RefSeq and is a predicted model, not a curated record. NCBI's taxonomy places the organism in Eukaryota, Metazoa, Chordata, Actinopteri, Cypriniformes, Leuciscidae.
AGAAACUAUGACCUGAAUGCACAGUUAUUUCCUGGUUGAAAGGCUGAGACUGAGAGUAUAAUUGUAGGAAUGGCAGACAUUUCUUCUUUUGGUUCUGUUUUCAAAGUGUCAGGGAAUAAAUAAUUGCUGUGCUAACUUAUUGGUCCACCAGCAAUGUAGACGUAUUUGGUGUGUAUUAUCACGCAGUAACUGUAGCUCAGAUGGGUGUGGUUUACAAACCGUCAUCUGAAUUAUGAGAAAUGAUACAGUAUCAAGAAAGCAGAGACUCGUCGUCACUGCAACGGAGCACGUCGAAGAAUGGAAACUCUGAUUAUCAGUUUUGGAUAAAGACAUGAAGGGAAUGAGUCAAGCAGCUGUUCUCGUUGACAGGAACCAAAUGUCUAUCUACAUAUUCAGCAUUAACAAGCACAAUCUGCCAUCAGCGUUCAUCAAAUGCCCCAAAUCACAAUCAUGACAUCUACUGGAGGGGGAUUUACCACUUUUCGAUGGCUAUGCACCGUUUUUGGAUUAUUAUUUUAUUUAGGAGACAUUGUAUCAGACCUGGUGUUAUCUGUGCAGUAUUUUAGAGGCGGCCAUGCAACCUGGGCCGCACUGACUCUUUUGUUUGUUCUGGUCGGAUCUGUUUGCAUACAGAUAUUCAGCUAUGCAUGGUUCAAAGAUGAUAAGGAAAAUGAUGAAGUUGUUGACAAAGGUCUGUCCACUUGCCAUCUGAUCGGGAUACAUGUAUUGCAGAUAGGCAUUUUUACAAGGUAUUACCAUCUCCUGAAGAAGAGUUUUAAAACCCUGCGUUCAGGCAAGACUCAAGAGGUGGAGCAGUUACACCUUUUCGCCCUCGCUACGGAUCUGAGCAUGCUCCGCAUGUUCGAGACGUUCCUGGAGAGCGUUCCUCAACUCGUUCUGCAGGUCUAUAUCAUACUGGAGCACAACCAUCGAUCUAAUCUGCAAUACAUUAGCAUGGCUGUGUCUUUCGUCAACAUAGCCUGGGCCACGGUGGAUUAUCGGCGGUGUUUACGGCGCUCUCUAACUCACAUUAAUGAGAUGCCAUGUGGAAUCCCAACAGCUGUCUACUUGUUCUACAAAAUAUUUACCAUAACCCCUCGAAUCCUCUGCCUCACUCUCUUCAUCAUGCUUUCCCCCUUCAGUACUCUAGCAAUGGCCUUGAUAUGGCUUGUGGGAACCACCUGGGCAUUUGUGGAAAAGACGGAUUUCUGCAUUUCACCAGUCCUUGAACAUCUUUACCGAGCCAUUGUUGGAGUUAUCCUGGUUUUUACCUUCUUUAACAUUAAAGGAGUGAACACCAGAGUUCCCAUGACUGUGUAUUAUAUUGUCAGUGUGUGUCAAAAUCUUGCUGCACCUAUUUUGUUGUAUCUGCUCAAGCCAGAGUCUGAAGGGACUGACUACUUCCUGCCCAUUCUAUUUUUUAUAUUGAUUACUAAUUCACUCGGACUGGGUCUUCUGGCACUCUAUUACAAUCUCUUGCACCCUCCUGGAUAUGUGGCAGAUGAGGUAGACGGAAUAGAGAGACUGAAACAAGAGAAAAAAUCAACUCGUUUAGAUCGUUUUUUACAAAUGUAAUAAAACUAAUGAAAAGGUCCAUAUUUAUAUUUAUGCUGGAAUUGGUCAAAGAUGAAGGAUCUAUGUUUAAAAAGCUGCUAUGGAAUGAUAUCUGAUUUUUCAGGUAUAACAUUUUUAACCUGACAGGUGUCAUUGAACUUGUAAUAAUUUCUGCCAAUGUUUACAUUCUGUUCAUUUCAUCCUCUCACAGUAAAGCUGUUCAGUUUUCAACCCUAAAGUGAUUGCAAACACAGUUACGCACACUGACUUUAUGUUUGUGUUUACUGAAAGGUUUUAGAAAGAAAGAAAGAAAGAAAGAAAGAAAGAAAGAAAGAAAGAAAGAAAGAAAGAAAGAAAGAAAGAAAGAAAGAAAAAGAAAGAAAGAAAGAAAGUUGGGGUUGUAAGAUUUUUUUUAUGUUUUUAAUAGAAGUUUAUGCUCAGUCAGGCAGCAUUUACCGGUAGUUGAUUGGAAAUACAGAAAACAGUAAUAUUGUGAAAUAAUAAUAAAAUUUAAAAUACUACAUUUCAGAAUUUUUAUUUUUUACAUUUAUUUCUAGUAGGCCUAAUGGUAAAGCAGAAUUUUCAGCAGCCAGUACAUUAUGUCUUCAGUCUUCAAUUUGGUGAUAAAAAAAACCCAUUUCUUAUUAUAUUGUCUAAACAUGCUUAAACAUGUUAGCAUUGUGAAAAACCUGUCAGCCAGCAAUGUGCUAAUUCAUGCUAGCAACGUGAUAUUUCAUGCUAGCAAUUUAUUAAACAUACUAGUAAUGUGCUAAAACGUGUUAAGAACUUGUUAGCAGUUGGCUAAAAAUAGACUAACAUGCUAAUUUAUGCUAGUAACUUUCUACAAUACUUGAAACACGCUAAUUCAUGCUAGCAAUGUACUAAAAUAUGCGACAAACUGUGAUGCAUUUUUUCAGGAUUCUUUGAUGAACAGAAAGUUCUAAAGAACGGCAUUCAUUGAAAUCGUUUAACAUUAAAAAUGUCUACUGUCACAUUUGAUAACUUUAAUGCAUCCUUGCUAAAUUCCUUAAAAGGAAAAUCUUACUGACCCCAAACUUUGAAUGAUAGGCUAGUUUAUCUUCACAAACCAGAAUUUGCAGAAUUUGCUGUUAGUUCAAUCAAUACUAAAAUAAGACUGACACAAGAUGGCACUGUUGUUCCAAAAAAUCCUCCUGGCUAACAUAAAUACUGCCUCAUCCAACAGGAGAUGCCUUGAGCUGAAAUUUAGACUGUACUGAACAUGUUUAAUAUUUAAUUUUAUUGUAAAUAAUAUCUUUCUGUAAUAAAGGAAUUCUAUCUUUAUUUUACUGAAGUCUGUGAUGCCAUGUAUACAA